Scylla paramamosain (green mud crab) is the source of this 5924-nucleotide messenger RNA. It is a transcript of the gene su(r), whose product is annotated as dihydropyrimidine dehydrogenase [NADP(+)]-like. Gene Ontology annotation, molecular function: dihydropyrimidine dehydrogenase (NADP+) activity; iron-sulfur cluster binding; NADP binding. Gene Ontology annotation, cellular component: cytoplasm; cytosol. The record is from RefSeq and is a predicted model, not a curated record. Gene Ontology annotation, biological process: thymine catabolic process; uracil catabolic process. The coding region runs from base 154 to 3270 and encodes 1038 amino acids. NCBI's taxonomy places the organism in Eukaryota, Metazoa, Arthropoda, Malacostraca, Decapoda, Portunidae. The transcript has 21 exons.
CAGGCCCUUGAUUGUUGAGAAGGGAGAGAGUGGCGUUGCGCGCUGGCUUGCAGGUGUGUCACUGUCUUCGUCGCCGCUCGGACAUUCAUUCACUUGGUGGUGGUGUUUAGUGUACUGUAGGUGUUACAGUGUCGUGCUCGUGCAGUCGUCACCAUGGCUCCCGGCCACCCCGGAGGACUGACCAAGGACGCGCCGGACAUUGAGAAUGUGCUGGCGCUCAACCCUCGCAUUCCCCGCCAUGCCACGCUGCAGCCCUCAGCCGUCACCAAGGCCAACAAGAUGCACUGGAAGAGGAACAAACCCAAGAACUGCGCGACUCACUGCUCCCUGGAGAACAACUUCGACGACAUCAAGCACACGACCCUGAGCGAGCGCGGCGCCUUGAAGGAGGCAGCUCGCUGCCUCAAGUGUGCUGAUGCGCCCUGCCAGAAAUCCUGUCCCACACAGCUGGACAUCAAGCAGUUCAUCUCUUGCAUCGCUAACAAGAAUUACUAUGGGGCAGCCAAGAUGAUAUUCUCAGACAACCCGCUGGGCCUGACCUGCGGGAUGGUGUGCCCCGUCAGCGACCUUUGCGUGGGCGGCUGUAACCUGUACGCCAGUGAGGAGGGACCCAUCAACAUUGGCGGCCUGCAGCAGUUUGCCACCGAUAUCUUCCGGCAGAUGAACAUCCGCCAAGUGCUUCCGCCUGACGUGCCGGACAACCUUCCUGAAAGCUACCACGCCAAGAUUGCCCUCAUUGGAUGUGGUCCAGCUUCCAUAUCCUGUGCAACAUUCCUGGGCCGCCUUGGGUACCGCAACAUCCACAUCUAUGAGAAGAAUGACUUCGUGGGCGGCCUCAGCUCCUCGGAGAUACCCCAGUACCGCUUGCCCUAUGAGGUGGUCAAGUUCGAGGUGGAUCUGAUGAAGGACCUUGGCGUGCAGGUGUUCACUGGGCGAAAGCUCUCCAUAUCUGACAUCACAGUACAGGGGCUGCAGAAUGAGGGCUAUGAGGCAAUCUUUAUGGGCAUUGGUCUACCACAGCCUAAGAAAAUAGGCAUCUUUGCUGACCUGAACACCAGCAUGGGCUUCUAUACUAGCAAGGACUUCUUGCCUCAGGUCACAGCUGUCAGCAAGACAGGCAUGUGUCAGUGCAAGUCUCAGCUGCCUGAAGUGAAAGGAGUGGUGCUGGUGCUGGGUGCUGGAGACACUGCCUUUGACUGUGCUACGUCUGCUCUUCGCUGUGGUGCCAGGCGAGUCUUUGUUGUCUUCAGGAAAGGCUUCACCAACAUCCGGGCCGUUCCAGAAGAGAUGGAGCUUGCUCGGGAAGAGAUGUGUGAGUUCCUGCCCUUCCUUUCACCCCGUAAAGUACUGACAAAGAAUGGCCGCGUUUCUGGUAUGGAGUUUGUCAGGACAGAGCAGGCAGAGGAUGGCACUUGGCUGGAGGAUGAGGACCAGACUGUGCGGCUCAAGUGUGAUUAUAUUAUAUCUGCUUUUGGCUCAGGACUCUCUGAUAAGGAUGUCCAGGAAGCCCUUGCCCCUGUCAAGCUGAACCGCUGGGGCCUACCUGAGGUGGAUCCCAAUACCAUGGCGACACUCACACAGGGAGUGUUUUGUGGUGGGGAUGUUGCUGGUGUUGCAGAGACCACUGUGGAAAGUGUCAAUGAUGGCAAGACUGCUGCCUGGAGUAUACACAAAUACUUGCAGUCUCUUCAUGGCAUGUUUGUGCCAGAGAAACCUUGCCUGCCAAAGUUCUACACUCCCAUUGAUGAAGUGGACCUCUCCAUCAACAUCUGUGGCAUCAAGUUCCCCAACCCCUUCGGUCUGGCCUCUGCUCCACCCACCACCUCCGGCCCCAUGAUUCGCCGUGCCUUUGAGGCAGGAUGGGGUUUCUGUGUCACCAAGACUUUUGUUUUAGACAAGGACAUAGUAACCAAUGUGUCACCUCGUAUAGUGAGAGGAACCACCUCAGGCCACCUGUAUGGCCCUGGCCAAGGCUCCUUCCUCAACAUUGAACUCAUCUCAGAGAAAACUUGUGCAUAUUGGCUCCAGAUCGUCACAGAACUCAAACAAGACUUUCCUGACAAGGUGCUCAUUGCCAGCAUCAUGUGCAGCUACAAUGAAGAGGACUGGACAGAGCUUGCCCAGCGGGCUGAGGCUGCCGGUGCUGACAUGCUGGAGCUGAACCUGUCUUGUCCACAUGGCAUGGGAGAGCGUGGGAUGGGUCUUGCUUGUGGCCAGGAUGCAGAACUGGUACGCAAUAUCUGCCGCUGGGUGAGAUCUGCUACCAAGAUUCCCUUCUUCGCAAAACUCACUCCUAAUGUCACCAACAUUGUUUCCAUUGCCAAAGCUGCAAAGGAAGGAGGUGCUGAUGGAGUGACGGCCACCAACACAGUGUCUGGUUUGAUGGGACUAAGGCCAGACGGGUCAGCAUGGCCCUCCAUUGGCAAGGAGAAGAGGACCACCUAUGGAGGAGUUUCAGGUAACGCCAUCCGCCCCAUUGCUCUGCGUGCCGUCACUGCCAUCGGCCGAGCCUUGCCAGGCUUCCCAAUUUUGGCCACAGGUGGGAUAGACUCUGCAGAUGCAGGACUGCAGUUCCUUUUGGGUGGUGCCUCAGCCCUUCAGGUUUGCAGCUCAGUGCAGAACCAAGAUUUUACUGUGAUCGAAGACUACCUGAUGGGGCUCAAGGCCCUCCUCUACCUCAGGACCUUGAAGUCCAAGAAGGACUGGAUGGGACAGUCUCCCCCAACACCAAAACACCAGCUUGGCAAGUCUGUGGUGCAGCUCAGUGAUGUGGUGGGCGAAAGCUUACCCAGUUUUGGCCCAUACAAAGAGGAGAAAGAGAAGAGGAUAGCCAACCACAAGAUCAGCCUUGGCUUGCCACAGACACAACUUCAGCCACGUUUGACAGAAAACCCUGAGGGUUACAUCCCAACCUUGGAAGAUCUGGUGGGUUUGGCACUACCCAUGGUGGGCGCUUAUGGAGAGUUGGACAACAGCCAACAGAAGGUGGCACUCAUUGAUGAGGACAUGUGUAUCAACUGUGGUAAGUGCUACAUGACCUGCAAUGACUCUGGGUACCAAGCCAUCCUUUUUGACCCCAAGACUCACCUAACCAAGGUUACAGAUGACUGCACUGGCUGCACCUUGUGUGUGUCCGUGUGCCCAAUCAUCGACUGCAUCCAAAUGGUGGAGCGCACGACACCCUACAUACCAAAGCGAGGCAUCCCUCUGGAGAAGGGAGUGGUGCCACGCAUUGCAGCUGUGGCGCCUCCUGAUAUGCCCGUAGCCUGAGGAUGGGGGAGACAACCACCUUCUUAGUCCAGCCUUGUCUGUGAAGGCCUAGAGAUGGGAAGAGAGAGGAAACACUAAUUCAUAUGAUGUUAGUUACUGUAAAUAUUUUUUCAAAGUAUUAGCUGGUCAAGUCUUGAUAAAUAUUGUCACAAAGUAUUAGCUGGUCAAGUCUCUAUUUUCUUACAUUUUUUCCUAGUCUUAUUGUUCUAAUCUUCCAAAUGGUAGAUAUUCAGUAGUAGAAAUUUAUUUGAUUACUAUCUGCUAGUAGUAGUUGUUACCCAUGGAACCAUAAUAACUGGAUUAUUUGAUGCUGCUUCAAAGUUUGGUGAUGGUCUAUAGAAUAUUUCAGUUUCCAUUCAAGGCUGCUCUAAGCUUUGAAGCCAGUGACAACCUAUCACAUCAUUUCAUAAUCAAAAUCUGUUUGUGAAAAAUUAAGAAUCUGCUGAUGCUGGUCUGCAUCCUGGACAGUGGAUUGUGAAAUUGGUUAUUGUUCUAAAGAAUUCAAGUCUGAUUGCAGAUGAAUAAUAAAAAAAAUCAUUCACUUGCUGAUAAGUUUCACCUACUGCUAGCUCCCUUCUUAAAGUAAUUUAAGAUUUCAGAAUUUGUGCCCAUUGUUCUGAGCUCAUAUGUACCAUUAUCUUUUCCAUAGUUAGAAUGCUUUCCCUGUGGUUGGGGGAAUUCUGCAGCCAGGUUGAAAUAAUACUUUCACAACAUUCUCCAUGUUUCACUGAAAUGCAUAUUACAUGGAUACUGGGGAUUCACUCAUCUAUUUACAUCUAUUGAAGAGGCAUCUCUCUGUUGGAUAUGGAUAGACACUUGCAGAACUGGCAUUGAGAGCAGUUGUUGCUGACUACCUAAGUGAUCAACACACACACACACACACACACACACACACACACACAGUAAUCCCUCGACUAUUGCAGGUUCACCUAUUGUGCCCUCACAGCACAUAGUGGAUCUUUCUGGCUGAUAUACCAUAUAUUUCAGAAGAUAAGGCAACUUUCAAAUAAGAUGACCCCCAAAUUUCAGUCUGAAUUUAAUAGUUUUAGCCGAUAUUGGUGGUAUAAGAUGACACCCAAGUUUGGGUCAGUGAGCACCAGACAAAUGGUGAUAUACCAGUACAACGAAAGAAUACCAUGAAUGUAUUACCAGUAAUAAGGUACCAUCAUCUUCAAGUGCAAAACUAAGCCUAAAAUAAAAUUCCCACCAGAUAUUUUUGUACAUUUUCAUGAAAAGGGUGGAUGGACAAAGAUUGUGUAAAAAUUAUGUAUUAUACAAUCAGUUUUCCUAAACCUUUGCCUUGUGCCACCUACGUAUGUCAGGCUGUCAGCCGCAAUCUUCUAUGUUUCCUUUGAUUAGAUACACUGACAUUCUUGAAAUAUUCUCUCAGUAUAUGGACACCGUCCUUAUAUAACAUUGCAAGCUGGAGAGAUGCAUCUUCUCUCCCAGUUUGCUUUCCUUUGCUGCUUAGCUUGGGAUUCCAUGCCUUGAAGAUCUUUAUAUAGCUCCUUCAGUUUUGGGAAAAGCAGAGAAUAUUCACACAGCCUUCUGUCUUGUUCAUUCAUAAACAAUGCCAGCAAUGUUGUACUUGUACUACAUUAAAUUUUCUUUACACACUUUUCAAUGAGAAAAACAUUUCAGCUCAUUUUCUCAAAACGGACUCCUAUUUUACUGUCUAACCUCCUCAAAAGGUUGUUGUUUAUUUACAAAGGUCAUUGUUUUUGUAUCUGAUGUAUAGGGUGACCCACCUUUUGUGUCCACCUUUUGUGUCUUUUGUUUAUAGGAUCAUUCAAGUGUCAUCUCAUGCGCCAAAAUAUACAGUAUGUAACUGUAUAUCGUGGGCUGCUCAGAAUAUCGCAGGUUUUUGCAGCCAAUUGGUAUUUAUAUUCUUUUUGGAUUUUAAUUAUUUCUGUGAUAAAAUAAGUAUUUUCUAGCCUAAAAUUUAAUAAAUUAAUAAAUAGAAAUGCUCUAUUGUAAUUCAUAGAGAUGAAGCUCUGUACCCUUGAUUCAACUUAAGGUAUAUUUUGGUGAUAAGAUGACUUUCAGAUAAGAUGAUCCCCAAAUUGACUUUAUUGGUUUUUUGACUGAUAAUGGUGGUAUAAGAUGACAUCCAAACUACCAAACCACCUCUGGUGAGGUUUAGGUCAGUGAGCACCAAACAACUGAGACAGUGAUAUACCAGUACAAUGAGUACAAUGAAUAAAAUACCUUCUUCGUCUUAAGGGGAACUGAAAAUAAAAUUCCCACCAGGUACUUUUGUACAUUUUCAGGAAAAGGAUGAAGAUGGUGUAAAAUUAUGGAUAGGCAAUGUGCAGUAUGAUCAGUUUUUCUAAACAAAAACAAACUCUUGCCUUGUGCCACCUGCAUGUCAGGCUAUUGGCUGAAAUCUUCUCCUAUGCAUCAUCACCUACAUUGUUCAGUACUGCACAGCUAAUCAUCAUCAUCAUCAUCAUCAUCAAUCAAGUUGUAGAUCUUCACGGGUGAGUGUACCAAAUUUAUUUAUUAAUUUUUUUUAAUACAUAAGGAUGUGUCUAAAAGUAAGUUUGAGUUUUAAAAAGUGUUUAAGAAUGUAAAAAAGGUUUAUAAGCGUGGAGAGAGUUUAUAACAGCUUAAAUAUAUAAAAUAAUAAAAUUAAUAUACACAAAUUAUAAAAA